Fomitiporia mediterranea MF3/22 is the source of this 1862-nucleotide messenger RNA. Its product is annotated as FAD/NAD-binding domain-containing protein. Gene Ontology annotation, molecular function: flavin adenine dinucleotide binding; NADP binding; N,N-dimethylaniline monooxygenase activity. Lineage: Eukaryota; Fungi; Basidiomycota; Agaricomycetes; Hymenochaetales; Hymenochaetaceae. The record is from RefSeq and is a predicted model, not a curated record. The transcript has 11 exons. Bases 118 to 1800 code for a protein of 560 amino acids.
ACCGCCCAUGCGUUAGAUCCAUCGGUGAAAAGAGUAUAUAAGUUUGGGUACUGCUCAUAGACCGGUGUGACCUCUUGGGCGCGCCUGUGCUCCGAGCGGACUUUGUUCCGAUCUACCAUGUCGUUCAGCAAGGAGAAAUCGAGAGUUGGCAUAAUUGGGGCUGGGGUUGGCGGCCUCUCCAUGGCCAUUGCUCUCAAGAAGCAGCUCAAUUUUGACAACUUCUUGAUAUUUGAGAAGGAAUCAGACAUUGGAGGAACAUGGCGAGAUAAUACUUAUCCAGGCUGCUCAUCCGACGUAGCUGGACACUGGUAUUCUCUCUCAUACGAGCCGAACCCAAAUUGGUCGUCCCGUUUUGUCCUUCAACCUGAGAUUCUCGCCUAUUGGCAAGACCUCGUCAACAAAUACGGCUUACGGAAGUACCUCGUUCUGAAUACAACUGUCGUGAAUGCUGUAUGGGACGAUGACGCUCAGCACUAUCGGCUGACCCUGCGCAAUUUGAAAACAGGCAAGGAGUACGAAGAAGUUGUCGAAGCGCUCGUUAGUGCAUCCGGAGCACUGGCCGAGCCGCGUUAUCCGAGCGACAUUCCAGGGAUGAAGGAUUUCAAGGGUCCGAUGUUCCACACUUCAUGGUGGCGGAAGGAUGUUGAUCUUGCUGGGAAGACCGUUGGCGUCGUAGGCAAUGCCGCAUCAGCAGUCCAGCUUGUUCCGAGGAUAUCGGAGGAUCCGUCUGUCAAGGUCAUCAAUUUCUGUAGGACUCCGAACUGGCUUGUUUUCCGGCCUAACUUCAAGUACCCUACGUGGGCUAAAUGGGCAUUCGCUCACAUCCCUGGCGUCAUGCGGACAUACCGAACUUUUGUCUUUUACAGUUAUGAAUCAUUGUACAGGCUUUUCCGAAAUGAGAACAAGUUAUUGCAAGCGGCAGCACGCAAGGUAUUAACUAUGGAGCUCAAGAAACGCAUACCUAAGGAAUAUGCCGACAAACUUAUCCCUUCCUACCCACCCGGAUGUAAACGAAUGAUCGUCGAGCCAGGAUACCUAAAAGCUUUGCAUCAGCCGAACGUACAACUCAACUGGGAUGGUAUUGCCAAGUUCGAACCUGACGGUUUAGUCACAAAGGCAGGCGAAAAGAUAUCAUUGGAUGUCGUUGUAUUUGCUACCGGCUUCCACUUUGCUAGAUUGAUAACAGAUGUGACGGGACAAGGAGGGUUGACUCUACAACAAUACUUCGAUUCUAAGGGUGGACCGACAGCGUAUCUGGGAACGACUGUCCCUAGUUUCCCUAAUUUCUUCGUAAUCCUGGGUCCGAACACCGCGACAGGUCACGCAUCGGUCAUCUUCACUGAAGAAGCCCAAAUCAACUACACCAUCCAACUCCUUGCACCAAUCAUCACACGCUCCGCGUCUUCUUUCACUGUCCGAUCCUCGGUUACGGACGCUUUCAACGAGCGCCUUCAAAAGCGUCUUAAUUCCACAGUAUUCGCUGCGUGCGCGUCGUGGUAUCGUGCAGGGUCGGAUGGGACAGGAAAGAACGUGGCGAUUUGGCCGGGACCUGUGACAGCGUUUUGGUGGAAGGUUCGGAAGGUUCGAUGGAGUGAUUACGAGGCGAGAGGUGCUGAGAAGUGGGAGAGGGAAAGGAGGAGGAAGAGAAUCCGGCAAGUUCUCGCUUGGAUUGCGGCGGCGGUUCUUCUGGCUGCUGGGACGCAGUCUUCGACGAGGAACGCUGUGAUUGCCUCCAUUGCACCUACAUUGGAAAAGGCCUAUGAAUCCAUUCCGUGUCUUGGGUUUCGUAGAUCGUUUUGAUCUUGAUUAGGUGAUAGAAAGUCCUCUUUAUAAUAAAUAAUACGUAGGAAAUGCCUAUGAAA